Molecule: messenger RNA, 975 nt
Organism: Ruditapes philippinarum (Manila clam)
Lineage: Eukaryota; Metazoa; Mollusca; Bivalvia; Venerida; Veneridae
Product: poly(A)-specific ribonuclease PNLDC1-like
Exons: 8
Coding region: 1-555 (184 amino acids)
Biological process (GO): nuclear-transcribed mRNA poly(A) tail shortening
Cellular component (GO): cytoplasm; endoplasmic reticulum
Molecular function (GO): RNA binding; poly(A)-specific ribonuclease activity
Source: RefSeq, a predicted model, not a curated record
AUGGCACAUGAAAAAGGACAAACCAUAGUGUUACAUUCACCUGUUGUUAACCAUGCGGAGGGAUUUGACAGAUAUAAAUCUGAUGAGUUACCACAUGAAGCAGGUUUUGACGCGUAUAUGUGCGGAGUUGUAUUUCUGAGAGUUGGUCAUAUACUGACAUUCAAAGAUAAUAAGUCCUCAGAAGUUAUACCAUGUAUGUUCAGAAGAUAUUUACAAACAUUAGAAAAGAAAAGAAACAAAAUCAACGUAAUUAGAGCUACUAUAAAUCAUAUUAACUUAGAAGGUGACGACCAUAAAUCAAUAAGACCAGAGCUGCUGUAUGUACGUGGGAGAAUGUUUAAACAAAAAUUAAACAUUGAUCAGUUAGCAAAGUGGUUCUCCCCCUAUGGAAAUGUUGAUGUGAAAGCAUAUGGCCAAAAUAAAGCAUUGGUUGCUACAUCAAACCACUACUGUGCCAAAGAUAUUUUACGAGCAUUUAAACAGCACAACACAAUAUAUGUGACAUAUUAUAGUGUAUGGAAACACUCUCCCGUUGCCAGGGGACUUUUGUGGUAAGUUUCUGUCUUUACAAAGUAUCAGAUAAUUUUCUAAUCUAGUUACUAGUGGUAAAUGUAUGUCAUAUGUUGAGGUUCGAACCGGAAAUUUCCUGUAUAUUGUACCAUGUUUAAGUUAAAAUGUUUUACGUCAUCAAAUUAACAUUUCUCAGAUAUUCUGGCAUUUCAUACGCUUCUAUCUUCUUAUACAAGCGUAUUAAUUUACUUCAUAACAGCAAAAUAAUGCAUAAUAUCUUCCCUCUAUUAAAAUAAUUCCAUUUACUAUUGCUGCGUCUUAUUUUGUAUAUAACAGUCUUGAAACUAUUUUUCAUUUACAUAUAUAAGACAUUAAAAUGAAUGUAUGGCUUAGAUAUAGUAAUACUGCAACUAUGUAUGUAUCAUCCAUCUCUAUUACCAACUUAUUUUGAAUUUGUAAUUAAUU